AUGGCAUCAGAGUCCAUCUUUGACGGACCCAUCUCUGAAUCUGUGCCUACUGCGCAGACGGGAUUCGCGCACCGAGUCUCCUUUUCUCAAGAUCGCAAUGGUAGCGAUGCAAGUGCAGGUCUGUUAUCUUUGCAAUUCUUUCGCUCAGAAUACGAUGAAGAGCGCGAUGAUGAGUCUAUGAUACAGCUCGAGGAAGAUGCCAUUGCAGAUGACGAAUCUAUCGCCGAUACAGAGUCAAUUGCUUCUUCGCGGCGGUCGUCCAUGUCCAGAGUCUCGUUGCUGCGGCGGCAGUCUCAAGAAUCCAAUGCAUCGGGUGAGCGCUUUGCCCGCAAGUCGCAAAAGGUCUACCUGCAGGAAGAAGACUUGUAUCUCGUCAUUGCAGGCUUCAAGGACGCACGACUACAAACUUGGCUCUACUAUCUGUUGUGCAUCGUGACGUUUGGCAUCGCCUACCUUGUUUUGCGUUGGGUUCCUAGAUGGAAAAUUCGCAUGACUGGCAAGCCCGUCAGCCUCUCUGCUGCGAGUUGGGUCGUUAUUGAGAAUCAAUGGCACGAUGUCAGCAUACAUACUGUUCAAAAAGCUCCCUUCGGUGGUCACUUGAGCAGCAUUUUAGAUGUUGGACGUUCUUCUGAAGAUGAGAAUGAUCCUUGGCUUGAUCAUAUUUGCUUCCUCGACUAUCGCUAUGUUCGUUUCCUAUGGAAUCCGCGAGGUAGUCGCUUCGAGCUCUACAACAAUUACAAGGAUCCUGCAUGGCGAGAAACCAUCAAAGUCUGCGCGCGCGGUCUAGAAGAUGAGGCAACUACCCGGCGACUGACGCUCUUUGGCGAGAAUCUCAUUGACAUUGCUGAAAAGUCGACUGCAGAGCUACUUGUUGAUGAGGCACUGCACCCCUUCUACGUCUUCCAGAUUGCGAGCAUCAUUCUCUGGUCUUGCGACGAGUAUUACUACUAUGCCAUUUGCAUCUUUGUCAUUUCAAUCUCUUCCAUCGCUGCAACAGUCCUAGAAACAAAGCGCACGAUGCGGCGUUUGAGGGAGCUGGCUCGAUUCUCUUGCGACGUGCGCGUCUUGCGAAACAGCUACUGGCAGCUCAUUCAAUCCAGCAUGCUCGUUCCGGGUGAUGUCUUUGAAAUUUCAGAUCCAUCCAUCGAUUUGCUCCCUUGUGACGCGUUGCUUCUGUCUGGCGAGUGUGUCGUCAACGAAUCCAUGCUGACUGGCGAGUCAGUACCAGUCGCCAAGGUGGCUGCCAACGACAAGGGCCUGCAUCGUCUUGCCAAUGCGUCCACGACCAUCUCCUCAGAGCUGGGCCGCCAUUACCUCUUUUCAGGCACAAAGCUUAUCCAAGUCAAGAAGCCACAAACGCAAUCCGACGAAGAAGAAAAUGCAGCGCUUGCCAUGGUGACACGAACAGGCUUUAAUACCACCAAGGGCUCGCUUGUACGCAGUAUGCUGUUUCCAAAACCUGCCGGCUUCAAAUUCUACCGUGACAGCUUCCGUUUCAUCGGCUUCAUGGCCAUCAUCGCCAUUUGUGGCUUUGUUCUCUCAGCCAUCAACUUUAUUCGUCUAGGCUUGCCGUGGAGCUUGAUUCUCAUUCGAGCGCUGGAUCUCAUCACCAUUGUUGUUCCUCCAGCAUUGCCGGCAACACUCACUAUCGGUACAAGCUUUGCUGUGGAGCGUCUCAAGAAGCACAACAUCUUUUGUAUUUCUCCAAGCAGAGUCAAUGUCGCUGGCAAGAUCGACGUCAUGUGCUUUGACAAGACGGGCACGCUCACCGAAGAUGGUCUGGAUAUCCUAGGUGUUCGACCUAUCGAGCAAGCAGACUUUUGUGGACUUCUCGAGAAGGUGGAAGAGCUCGUCGUUGCGCAAGACCAAGGCUUGACGCUCUUGAAUGUCAUGGCAACCUGUCAUUCUCUCCGACUCAUCAAUGGUGAACUCCUCGGAGAUCCACUUGAUGACAAAAUGUUCCGCUUCACCGGCUGGACGUAUGAAGAAGGCGGACAAAAUGCAACCUUGACAACGCCGAGCAAAGGACUUGACCACAAGACCAUGGCUGCCAAGACGUCCAACAAGAUCUCGCCGCCCAUUGUUCGCUCAAAGUCGGGUUCGCCUGGUCAGGUCGAGCUCGGCAUCAUGCGUCAAUUUGAAUUCGUGUCAAAUUUACGUCGCAUGAGUGUCAUUGCCAAGCGUUUCCAGUCAAACGACAUGGAAGUCUACCUCAAGGGCGCGCCUGAAGUCAUGAAGGACGUUUGCAAGUCAGACUCCCUUCCAGACAAUUACGAGGAGAUUCUAGCUUCCUACACGCAUCGUGGCUAUCGUGUCAUUGGCUGUGCUGGUAAGGUUUUGCCAGGCUUCAGCUGGAUCAAAGCACAAAAGAUCAAGCGGCAAGAGGCCGAAAAGGACUUGACUUUCCUAGGCUUCAUCAUCUUUGAAAACAAGCUCAAGCCUUCGACAACAGCAUCCAUUCGCGAUCUGAACGAGGCCAAUAUUCGCAAUGUCAUGUGCACCGGCGACAAUAUUCUCACUGCAAUCAGCGUUGCACGAGAGUGUCAAAUGCUUCAAGAUAUGACGCAUGUCUUUGUUCCUCGCUUCACAGAGAGCGGUGGUGCGACCAAUGCUCUUCAAACGAUUGUGUGGGAAAACAUGGAGAACCCCAAUCUUAUCCUCGACUCGCGCACGCUGCUGCCUGUAUCGCCAGCAGAGGCCUUUGAUAAUCCCUUUGCAAAGCAACCCGUUGCUGACUUCCGUCUUGCCGUCACGGGCGAGAUUUUCCGCUGGACAGUCGACUUUGCUAGUCAAGAGACAUUGGAACGUUUGUUGAUCAAGGGUACGGUCUUUGCGCGCAUGUCUCCAGACGAGAAGCAAGAGCUUGUCGAGAAAUUGCAGUCAAUCGACUACUGUGUCGGCUUUUGUGGCGAUGGAGCAAAUGAUUGCGGUGCACUUAAAGCGGCGGAUGUUGGCGUUUCUCUGUCAGAGGCAGAAGCUUCCGUUGCAGCACCCUUUACAAGUCGUUCGUUUGAGAUUUCCUGCAUCAUUCGCGUCAUUCGAGAUGGUCGAGCUGCACUCGUCACCAGUUUCAGCUGCUUCAAAUACAUGGCUCUGUACUCUGCUAUUCAGUUCACCACUGUCAGUAUUCUCUACCGCACGGCAUCCAAUUUGGGAGACUUCCAGUUUCUCAUGAUUGAUCUCGCGCUGAUUUUGCCCAUUGCUGUGUUUAUGGGCCGAGCAGAGCCGCACAAGGUGCUUGCGCGCAAGCGACCGACAGCCAAUUUGGUGUCCAAGAAGAUCCUGGGGUCCUUGAUUGGACAGAUUGUCAUCAUUGUCAGCUUCCAAGUGCUCAUCUGGGCUCUCGUCAAGGAGCAACCGUUCUAUCGGCCGCCUCGUCUUCGCAGCGACAGUCCAAGCAUUGUGUCGUCUGACAACACAGUGCUCUUCCUCCUGUCUCUGUACCAGUACAUUCUUGUGGCACUUGUGCUCAGCGUCGGUCCACCUUAUCGGGAACCAAUGUAUCGAAAUUGGUCUUUUAUUCUGACGAUAAUUUUGACGCUUGCAUUGACGACAUUCAUCACUGUUUCGCCUACGCAUUGGUUCCACAAAGUCUUGCAGCUCACCAAGAUGUCUACACAAUUCAGCUUGUUCCUGAUCGGACUGGCCCUGGUGCACUAUCUGCUCGCCUCGCUUGGCGAGACGUACGUCUUUGCCAGAGCUGUGCAGGUCUUGUCAAGGAUGACCAACCGACUGUCUAAAUCCGCAGGUAAAAAGCGCAAGACAUGGAAGAUUGUCAGUGAGCAGAUGGCUGGAGAGUAUGCUGCGUAA
Protomyces lactucae-debilis is the source of this 3810-nucleotide messenger RNA. RefSeq names its product HAD ATPase, P-type, family IC. Gene Ontology annotation, biological process: intracellular calcium ion homeostasis. Gene Ontology annotation, molecular function: P-type ion transporter activity; ATP binding; ATPase-coupled monoatomic cation transmembrane transporter activity. Lineage: Eukaryota; Fungi; Ascomycota; Taphrinomycetes; Taphrinales; Protomycetaceae. Gene Ontology annotation, cellular component: membrane. The coding region runs from base 1 to 3810 and encodes 1269 amino acids. The transcript is spliced from 2 exons. The record is from RefSeq and is a predicted model, not a curated record.